Molecule: messenger RNA, 1103 nt
Organism: Amphimedon queenslandica
Lineage: Eukaryota; Metazoa; Porifera; Demospongiae; Haplosclerida; Niphatidae
Product: F-actin-capping protein subunit alpha-1-like
Exons: 11
Coding region: 76-939 (287 amino acids)
Biological process (GO): actin cytoskeleton organization; barbed-end actin filament capping
Cellular component (GO): F-actin capping protein complex; cortical cytoskeleton
Molecular function (GO): actin filament binding
Source: RefSeq, a predicted model, not a curated record
UUAUGGGCGUACCUAAUUUCAUAGAAGGCGUGGCAGCAUUCAUCACGUGAUCACGACUAGGGGAAGAACUGAAGAAUGGCAGAAGGUAUUAGCGACAACGAUAAGGUACGUAUUGCGUCUGGAUUCAUAAAGAACGCACCACCUGGAGAGUUCAAUGAAGUAUUUAACGAUGUUAGAGUCCUUUUGAAUAAUGACACUUUGCUGAAAGAAGGUGCUUCAAAAGCCUUCAGUGAAUACAAUAUGGAUCAAUUCACUCCUGUUAAGGUUGACAAGGAGCAAGUUUUGGUUACAAAGCAUGGAAGAGUUGAUGGCUCCAGUUCCAGAUUUCUUGAUCCAAGAGGAAAGCGCUCCUUUCAAUACGAUCACUUAAGAAAGGAUGCAAGUGAUGUUCAACCUACUUCUGUUGAUGAGGCUGCAGAAAAGUUUCGUUCUUCUCUUGAUUCAGCAUUGCAAACCUAUUGCAAAGAGCAUUAUCCUGAUGGAGUAGUUACUGUCUAUGGGUCAUCGUCAGGUGGAAAAAUUAAUUUAAUAGCUUGUUUAGAAGAUCACAAAUUUAGUCCUCAGAACUUUUGGAAUGGUCGGUGGAGGUCAGAGUGGCGAGCUAGUUUUUCACCAGGUGGUUCAGGUCAAUUGGAAGGUGAAAUAAAGGUCCAGGUACAUUAUUAUGAGGAUGGUAAUGUUCAAUUGGUUUCGUUCAAAGAUGUCAAAGAAUCCUUCAACUCUUCCAAUGAAGACGGUACUGCCAAAGCUAUUAUUAAAGUCAUUGAGAAAGCUGAGAGUGAUUAUCAGAGUGCCAUUGGUGACAACUAUAAAACUAUGAGCCAAACCACAUUUAAAGCACUUCGUCGUCAACUCCCUGUCACUCGCACUAAGUUUGACUGGAAUAAGCACGCUGGGUACAAAUUAGGUGUCGAACUGAAAGGUGUGACAUCCAAUUAAUGAGAUGUACACAAUAACUCCUCCUUAUAUGUUGACAUAGCUUUUAGAGUUGAUUUCUUUUAAAAAGUUUGUUUUUUUGGUUAGCAAUGGAUUAAGUGUUUCAUUAAUGUGUGUUAUUUCUUAGAUCUUGGUUAUUAUUAUUAUUAUUGUUCUUAUUAAUAUUA